AUGUCGCUUCGAUCAGGACCCUUGUCUUACCGGCAUUUCAAUGUCUCUUUCCCGCAUGAUCGCGUGGUGCAAGUCACCUUAAACAGACCAGAGAAACUUAACUCAAUCAACAAAGAGACUAGCGCCGAGAUCGCAAAGAUCUGGGAGCUAUUCGAUCAAGAUGAAAGUCUAUGGGUGGGCAUCAUUACUGGCAAUGGCAGAGCCUUUUGUACUGGAGCCGAUCUUGGCGAAUGGAACACAAUGGUCAAGACCGGUGUAGUCAAUGACAUGUCACCACCCGGUCUCGCAGGUCUCCCACGUCGCAACGGCAAGAAGCCGAUUAUCGCCGCCGUGAACGGCAUCUGCAUGGGUGGCGGCUUCGAGAUGGUAGCGAACUGCGAUCUGGUCAUCGCGUCCGAAUCCGCCGUCUUCGCUCUCCCAGAGGUCAAACGGGGUAUCGUCCCCGUCGCAGGCUGUCUUCCUCGACUCACUCGAACCAUCGGUCUCCAGCGGACCAUGGAUCUCGUGUUGACGGGACGUACAGUGCCCGCCCGCACACUUUACGACUAUGGACUCGUUACCCAGAUUGUGGAUGCCGACCGGGAUAUUGCGCAGGCAGCAGUGCGUCUUGCUGAAGAGAUGUGUCAGAACAGUCCGGACGCGCUCAUUGUGGGCCGUCUCGGGGUUCGGUUAAGCUGGGAAGCUGGCAGUGCAGAGGACGCCGUUACCGAUCUGGCCGAACGAUGGUAUCCACAACUGUAUGCUGGUGCCAACUUUGCGGAGGGAAUAUUGGCGUUUAAUGAGAAAAGACCGCCUAAUUGGAUUCCGAGCAAGCUUUAG
Penicillium odoratum is the source of this 819-nucleotide messenger RNA. Its product is annotated as enoyl-CoA hydratase/isomerase family protein. The coding region runs from base 1 to 819 and encodes 272 amino acids. The transcript is spliced from 2 exons. NCBI's taxonomy places the organism in Eukaryota, Fungi, Ascomycota, Eurotiomycetes, Eurotiales, Aspergillaceae. Gene Ontology annotation, biological process: fatty acid beta-oxidation. The record is from RefSeq and is a predicted model, not a curated record. Gene Ontology annotation, cellular component: mitochondrion. Gene Ontology annotation, molecular function: enoyl-CoA hydratase activity.